AUGUCCUUUGAAGGUUUGGCUUCGGUAAUUAUAGAUAAUGGAUCCCAUACGAUGAAAGCUGGAUUUUCUGGUGACUACCAACCAAAGGAAUGUUUUCCGACAAUUGUUUGGAGACAAACAGGAAUGAUUGGUUUGGGGGAUACUCCGAUUGCUGUUGGAGAAAGGGCUUCUGGAUAUCGGAGGGACAGUUUAAGGUUUCCUAUUCGUAGAGGAAAGAUUGUGGAUUGGGAUGAUAUGGAAGUGAUAUGGAGAAGGAUAUUUACUCAUUAUUUAGCAGCUGAUAUGGAAACAACUCCAGCUUUGUUAACCGAAUCUCCUUCCAAGAAUUCGAAAGAGGAUAGAGAAAAAAUGAUUCAAGUAUUGUUUGAUGCUAUGGAGCUACCUUCUGUAUAUAUUGCCAAUCAAGCUGUCACUACAUUAUUUGGUUGUGAUAAAGUGAAUGGCUUGGUUUUGGAAUCAGGUCAUGGAUCAAGUCAUACUGUCCCUGUCUAUGAAGGAUAUGCACUCAGUCAUGCAACGGAAAGUUUGGAUUUGGGAGGAUUGGAUGUUACUGAAUAUUUGAAAAGGAAAGUUGAUGAGAGGAAUGAAUCAAAACUGAGUUUUGGAAUUGUUGAAGACAUUAAGGAAAAACAUUGUUAUAUUUUAAUGGAUUGUGAAAAAUCUAGAGAAAAUGAGAAAGUAUCAUAUGAACUCCCAGAUGAAACAGUCAUUUUGUUAGGAGAUGAAUUGUAUGAAGCCUCAGAAUGUCUAUUCAAUCCAUCCUUGAUAGAUUUCAAUUGUAAAGGCAUCCAUGAAAAUAUCAUUCCCUUGAUAGAAAAGUGUGAUCAAGAUAUUAGAAAUGAAUUGUACAGAAAUAUAGUCCUUGGGGGCGGAAACACCUUACUGAAAGGAUUUAGGAAUAGAAUUGAGAAGGAAUGUAACAAAAUCUCUCCAAUAGAAGUAUCAAUUUGUGAAACGAACCAUGCACAAUUUUCUUCAUGGAAAGGAGCUUCCAUUCUAGCUCAAACUUCUCAAUUUAUUGAUUUGAGCAUUAGUAGGAAAGAUUACCAAGAAUAUGGCUCUAAAAUUGUACACAGAAAAUUUUUCUAA
Molecule: messenger RNA, 1089 nt
Organism: Naegleria gruberi
Lineage: Eukaryota; Heterolobosea; Eutetramitea; Acrasida; Naegleriidae
Exons: 1
Coding region: 1-1089 (362 amino acids)
Source: RefSeq, a predicted model, not a curated record